UGUGAGCGAUAACACCGAUAGAAUUUUAGCCUGAACCAUUUGAAAUAAAAGCAAAAGCAGAGCUGUGUGAAUUCUUGAUUUCAGUUUCAAAACGAAUGUGGUUCAGUGAACAUGUGGACUUAAUUUUUCUAAAUUGUCGGAAUAUUGUUGAGUACAGAUAUAUCAGAUAUCAGAUAUCAGAAGUUUUCCUAUUACAAAUAGUAGCUUGACUCUGGAAUAGUGACCCGUUUUAAUUUGCCAAUAAAGGAAUUGUGUUUAAAGAAACGAAGAUGAGCAAAUUAAUUGUGAUCAUAUUACUUGUUACUGUUUCCUUUGCAUUAUCAAUGUCAGUAGAUAUGAACAUGCUCCGAACACAGGAAUCAGCAAACGUUACGAAAGAUGAACUAACCCAACCACCAGAAUCUAAAAAAAAUGAGCUUCUAGACGCUGUCGAACAGGGUAAUUUGGAAAUUGUUAAAACUCUCAUCGACCACGGUGUCGACGUGAAUACUAAAACCAAGGAUGGAGAGACAGCACUUUAUUUGGCUGCAAGUUGGGGAUAUGUGGAAAUCCUUGAAUUUCUCGUCAAACACGGUGCCGACGUCAAUGCUAAAACCAAGAAUGGAGUGACAGCACUGCACAGAGCUGUAUGGCGGGAUGAUUGUCUAAGCUCUUAUUUCUAUCAUGCAGAAAGUGAAAAAUUUCUGAUCGAACAUGGCGCUGACGUUAACGCUAAAACCAAGGAUGGAGAGGCAGCACUUCAUUGGGCUGCAAAACAUGGAAAUGCGGAAUUCGUUAAAUUAUUCAUCGAACAAGACGCCGACAUCAAUGCUCAAACCGAGGAUGGAGAGAUAGCCCUUUAUUUAGCUGCAAAGAAGGGAGAUGAUAAAAUUGAAAAAUUUCUCAUCGAACGCGGUGCCGACGUCAAAGUUAAGGCCAAGGGUGGAGAGACAACACUUCAUUGGGCUGCAAAGUGGGAUCGCGAACAAUCUUUUCACUUUGUUCCUUUUUCAGGAGAAGCGGAACUUGUUAAAUUUCUCAUCAAACACGGCGCCGACGUUAAUGCUCAAACCGAGGAUGGAUAUACAGCACUUCAUAGGGCUGCAUUGUGGGGUCAUUUGGAACAUGUGAAAAUUCUUGUCGAACACGGCGCCAAUGUCAAUACUCAAACCAAGGAUGGAGAGACAGUAUUUCUUGAGGCUGCACGAAGGGGAUAUACGGAAAUUGUGAAAAUUCUCAUCGAACACGGCGUCGACGUUAAUGCUAAAUUCAAGGAUGGACUGACAGCACUUUAUUGGGCCGCCCUGGAGGGACGUGCGGAAACUGCUAAAUUUCUCAUCGAAUACGGCGCCGACAUCAAUGUCAAAAACAAGGAUGAAGAGACACUACUUUAUUGGGCUGCACGGUGGGGACAAAAUGUCGAAUGCCUCAUCAAACGCGGCGCCGACGUCAAUGCCAAAAACAAGGAUGGAGAGACACCACUCUUUAUGGCUGCAAAAUAUGGUCAUGUGGAAGCCAUUAAAUUUCUCAUCAAACACAGCGCCGACGUCAAUGCUGAAACCAAGGAUGGAAAGACAGCACUUCAUGAGACUGCAUGGCAGGAUCGUGCGGAAGUUUCUCAAAUACUUAUUAAUAAUGGAGCCAAUAUCUACGCUAAGGACGUUCGCGGAAAGACUCCACUGCAAGUUGCAAAAGAAACACAUCAUAAGGAUGUUGUUAAAGAUGCCGCUAUUAAAAUUGGGAAUAAAGCUAUGAAUCACUAGACGUCCCAUUCCUGCUUCGAGUGUUUCCCAAUUUGAGUUAAAAUUUUCUCAAUUACGAGCACAUUUCCCCGAUUUUUUUGUCUUAAUUUCUCCCAACUGUCAUUAAUAAAUAAAUAUUGCAUCAAAUUUGCAACGAAAAACUCCUGAAAUCAAACUAAUACGCACAA
Molecule: messenger RNA, 1909 nt
Organism: Sitodiplosis mosellana (orange wheat blossom midge)
Lineage: Eukaryota; Metazoa; Arthropoda; Insecta; Diptera; Cecidomyiidae
Product: putative ankyrin repeat protein RF_0381
Exons: 16
Coding region: 270-1742 (490 amino acids)
Biological process (GO): positive regulation of transcription by RNA polymerase II
Cellular component (GO): nucleus
Molecular function (GO): protein binding; transcription cis-regulatory region binding
Source: RefSeq, a predicted model, not a curated record